AUGUCGUUUCGAUUGCUUCCCAAACGAAAAUAUGAUGAUGUGAAAGCAGGAAACUUUAUAAAUCCAGGAAAAGUACAGCUUGCUAAAAACAAUAGAAAAGAUAAACCUCAGAGCUCCCCAUACUUGAUAAACCAAGAUCUGAUGGACAAAGCGUUGGAAGCUAGUAAUUUGAAACAGCAGUAUAGCCCAAAUUUAACCAUUGUUGAAAUGGCGCCUGCGGCAGGUGUGAUGUCUACUUCUUUGUACAAUUAUUUCAAACCGAAAAAGCAUAUCCUUCUCGAGUCUAGAGACACAUUUUUUGAUCCUUUACGAAAACUAUCCAAUCAAACAGGUGGCCGAAUGCAGCUGAUAGAAAAGGAAGGAUUUAAGUGGAGUACAUACUCUGAACUUAUUCAAUCUCAAAUUUUACAGGCUACACGGCAAUCAGAAGAAGAGCAGGCUGCUUCUCCCCAUCAAGAACUGCUCUUUGCAGCUCAUGUCCCUAUUCAUUACUAUGGUCUUUUGUUUACUUCUCAAAUUGUAGAGUACCUUGCAAGCCGAGAUUGGCUUGGUUAUUAUGGAAGAGUCCGAGUGCUUUUAUGGCUUCCUCGCUCACCAGCAAUCACUAUUCUAACGUCUCAAGGGUUUCGGAAUAGAUCGAUGACAGCUGUACGCCGUGAAGCAUUUAUAGAUACUAGAGUGCUUGUAGGAAAUCAGUCUAUUCAUGAUGGUUUAAUGAAACGGUGUCCCUCCAAACCCAAAUAUUCCCAAUACCUUCCGAAGCCAAUAAUUCAACCCCCGGAUGAAUUAAAAUUUAUGGAGCCUCUUCAUGAUGGGCAUAUUUUAGUGGAACUUACUCCAAAACCCUUUGACAAUAGUCUUUCGUUAUCUUUAUUUACACAAGUGAUCAAAGGCCUACUGUACAUAUCUAGAGGAAAACUGAAAGAUUCUCUUGAACUCCUUGGUGCUGGUGCUACGAAUUUAAUUCCUGCAAUUCGAGAUGCAGGUGUUGAUGUGGAAUUACCCAAUUUUUGUUUAUCUGCUGAAGAUUUCAAAACAAUUACUCGCAUAUAUGAGCGCUGGCCAUUACGAGAUCCUCUUAAAGAAGAUGAAUGUGUGUAA
Schizosaccharomyces osmophilus is the source of this 1101-nucleotide messenger RNA. It is a transcript of the gene mtf1, whose product is annotated as mitochondrial RNA polymerase specificity factor, predicted rRNA methyltransferase Mtf1. Gene Ontology annotation, cellular component: mitochondrial DNA-directed RNA polymerase complex; mitochondrial matrix. Gene Ontology annotation, molecular function: mitochondrial transcription factor activity. Gene Ontology annotation, biological process: transcription initiation at mitochondrial promoter. The record is from RefSeq and is a predicted model, not a curated record. Bases 1 to 1101 code for a protein of 366 amino acids. Lineage: Eukaryota; Fungi; Ascomycota; Schizosaccharomycetes; Schizosaccharomycetales; Schizosaccharomycetaceae. The transcript has a single exon.